Athalia rosae (coleseed sawfly) is the source of this 12887-nucleotide messenger RNA. RefSeq names its product potassium voltage-gated channel subfamily H member 2 (gene sei). Bases 5155 to 10065 code for a protein of 1636 amino acids. NCBI's taxonomy places the organism in Eukaryota, Metazoa, Arthropoda, Insecta, Hymenoptera, Athaliidae. The transcript is spliced from 27 exons. Gene Ontology annotation, biological process: membrane repolarization during action potential; potassium ion transmembrane transport. Gene Ontology annotation, cellular component: membrane. Gene Ontology annotation, molecular function: inward rectifier potassium channel activity. The record is from RefSeq and is a predicted model, not a curated record.
UUUCAGUUCCACCCCGACCGAACGGCAGUCCGCCAAAUCCGCAAAACCAGGGCUCCUUUCUCUCUCUAUCCAUCCAAUCCGUCGUUUCAAACCUCGUCUGUAUAAUACGCGGGUCCGAUCCGAAAAUAGUCGCGACCAAAUUGUUGUAUUUUUAUUUUAUUUUUUUCAUUUUUUCCCCUCAAUCAUUUUCUCACUUUACACCCCGUGAUUUUUAUUAUUCGUUUUUCGUUAUACCGUAAUAAUCUUACAUCGAAUAUCGCAUAUAUCGUACACCUCCGAUGUAAAAGGUAAUAGAAAAGAAAAGAAGCAAACAAAAAAAACUUAUACUCCGAUAGUUUUCGGUAUUUUAAAUCCGAAAUCUGAACGGCCUGGUGUUUCUCCGGAAACUACACAAGGGAUGUUGUACACAUAUGAAAUCAAAAAACGACGGAGUACGCAUUGACAAGGGGUGUGCAGGAGUUGGAUUGAGAUGCAGGUGAAAAUACUGCGAAUGUUGAAGAUGCGAAAAUGAAGAUGAAGAUUAUUGGGACAAGGAUGAUAACGCUGUGAAUUGCACGGUGUCUGACAAACGGGCAUAGGUCAAGGAAGUGAAAGUGGGGCGUAAUAAAUAACGGUCCUUAUAAAUUGAAGUUAAUCGGCCCACGAUGAUUUUCGGUCUAAAAUAUCAUCGAUAAACGAAUACACGUACGAAAAAGAAGAAGAGAUAAAAAAAAUAAUAAGAAAGACCGAGAAUUCGAGAAUGGUUACGUGCAUAGGUAUAAGCGGCACAUGUGCAAUCUGCACGGCUAUAAUAACCAAUACUAUACAAAAACCUUCGUAUAUAUUUUUAAUAUAAGUACAGUGCGUGGGCGGUUUAUUAAUAAUUCAGGUGUGUAGCAAACUCCGGCAUUGAUCAGUUGCAGUUCACCCCACAUUACUACACUGGAGUAGUAUAAUAAUACAAGUCAGUUUAGCCCGAGCUUUUAUAACCGUAAUAUAAUUCACCUGGUCAAUAAUUUGCUCACCUUUUCUAGUUUCUAUCUUUCAAUUUUUUCAUUAUCCGACCCAGAACGUGCGGGACGACGACAUUAAUUGUCCCUGUUCGAAGAACGAUUAGAUCCGCGGAAUAAACAAAGGGAAGAAGAACAAAAGGAGAACAAUUAUUGUAAGAUGACAAACUGCAACGAGGUGAUAAACGAUAAUUGUUACAAAAUAAUCGCGCCAUUUUUGAAGCAUUUCGUCAAACGAUUAUUAUUGAUCGAUCGAUUGAUCGUUGCAAAUAUACUGCAGGGAUAAAUUUAUAUACAUCUGAAAACCUUCGUCUAUUUUUACGUUAUUUCUACGUUUGUUUUUCUUCCGACUAAUUUUUUUGAAACACAUUUUUACGCUGAUUAAAAGAAACAAACAAGAAAAAGAUUUAAAAAGACUUCGACUCAACUUCGAAAGAAAAGAACGAACGAAUUACGACAAAGAUGAAGAAUGCAUAAACAAAUAGACUACACAUACUGUGCCUUCGAUAAUUGAGAACAAAACGAAAAGAAAAACUACGCUAUUAAUAAUAUUGUUAUUAUCAUUAUUAUAAUUAUUAAUACUUAUGAAUUCAUAUAUCUAUGCGCAUUGCGGUUAUUGCGUAGUUCCAUAAUAUAUACUAUACAUACAUCGCUCUAGCAUCGUUGAUCUACCUAAAAUUAUACCAUUCGUGAAAAACGAGAGAGAACAGAGAAAAGCGAAAGAAGAAGAAAAAAAAAAGGAAAAUAAUAAUUAAAAAAAAAUUAAAAUUACGAACACGCCUAUUUGACGAUACUUAAAUUCCAACUGGUGUCUUAAUUUUUCAUUAAAAAAAAACGAGCUACAGCUUUUAAUAUACACUUAUAUAUUAUGUAUGGUUAAAUAUACUGAAUAUAAUUACCACGUACAAUCUGAAUUGCCUAAUAUAAAUGUGUAUGCAUUAUAAAUUAUACAUAAAAAUAAAACUAUUUAGCAUCAGCAGCAAUUUCGAAAAAUUGAAAAAAGAAAAACAAUCGUAAUGAAAAUUAUUUGCGAAAGACGAUCAAGUGAAUGGGAGGGGGAUGAACGAAAAAUAAUAUAAUUUGUCCAUGUUGAAACGAUUUUCAGUUUUUUCAAUCUAUGUAAAAACGAACGAAGAAAUUUAAUGAAAAAGAAUCUAGUAAUUUCACGGUGAACAAGAGGGAACGAAAAUCAAUAAAGCUAAAACAACAAAGUGAAAGUUGGUACAUAGGUACCUAUACAUAUGUCUAAUGCCUGCACAGGAGAUCGAUAAUGAUUAAUUAAGGUUUCAUAUCCGGCAUCGUUUCCGUGGAAAUGAUAUCUCAAGUGUUUGAUAUAAUUAUCAGUGAUGUUGUCGAUCACUUUGAUGAUACUUUUAAUGAAUUUAACACCUGGGAGUUUUGCCGCGGUCAGGACGGGUCAACUUCGCGUCUGAAUUACCUGCUGGAUUUUCCUCGUGAAUUUAGAUUUUCCGAAUGUGAUUUUCCGAGGUCAUUAACGCCGUCUAUAGAAUUCAUAGGGAGGGUAAAGACCGCCGAUUUCCUUCUCAUUAAAGAACUGCCGCGAACCAAAGUAAAAGGGAUCCUAACAAGCGUUGAUCUUAACUGCCGGAAAAAUCUGAUAGAAUUUACUCAUUUUUCUACGACUUGACGUCUUGUAAAAUAACAACGUUGUAUCUACAGUGAAUCAGAUAAAAAUAACAACAAAAACUAAAACUCUUUUUCGCUUAUAUGUCGCAGCGAGUAGAUCUCAUUGUCAGCAUCGAUGUGUGAUAAUAAAAAUGAUACCGGUAAUUAUUACAGUGAGAAACAAGAACAAAAAAGAAAACUGACGUAUACUAAUUAAUUUAAAUAUAUUAAAGACAGAUAAAAAUUAUAAAGUACGUCCGUAUAAAACUGGAGAUUAGAGCGCUGUGAUUUUUUGUGACAUCGUUAGAAUACGGAAGUUCUUUCUAUUCCGCGUAUAAAAAAUCAAGAAGGGAAAGGAGAGACGAAAUAAUUCAGAGCUAACUCUGGUGCAUACGAGAAGGGAGAUUUUUCUUCGGUGGUGUGUUCGAUCGUGAGUGUAUUUUACGUUUCUUCAUCUCUUUUCGAAUUAUCUCCGUUCAGAGAUAAAUGAAAAAAAAGGAAGGCAAAAAUCGGCUACACGCUUAUUGACGUACAUCAUCAUGUUGCCGAAUCAAUUAACGCCCCCGAAUAUUCGGAUGCAGAAAAAUCAUCUGAUGCCAAGUGAAAAUCCCGAUGGACUCGCCGUAACGUAAGGUUUUCUAUCUUGUAUCAACAAAUAACGCGAAAAGAAAAAGGUUUGAAAAAUUACGGUCGUUUAUAAAAUAAACUUCAAAACAUAGAAAGGAAUAGUGAUAAAGCUACGGUACAACGCGAGGAUCAUUUUACAACCGACUGACGAUACUUGGAUGUUGAUAAUUAGCUGGUCAUUGCGCAUAGCGGAAAUUAAUCAGAGUUUAAUUAUCAGUGAAUUACCGACGAAACUUCGUCGCUGGAACAACUGUCAGUGGUCUGAUUUGAAUGAGCUAAAAAGUUUCGUUUACUCUUGCGACUCUCCUGACUUAUUUGAUCUGUUAAAUAUAACAAUUCGUAAUUUUUCCUCUUUUCUUCUUUUUUUAUAACCAAAUAUCCAAUUGGCAAAAAAUUAAACAAUAAUAAAUAGUAAUAAUAAUCUGAUUCUACGUGUAACGUUCGAUUUACUAUAAAAAUUAUACCGUAAACUAAAUAAAUAAAUAAGUUUAAUGAAAUAUAUGCCUUUAUCACCGCUUAUCGGAUAUUAGACGAAAACGAGAGACAAAAACUUUUUUUCAAAUUCCUAAUCCAUUGUCUGUGUAUGAUAUACCGCAAUAUCGAGGUCUUAGCUAAGCCGUUCAUCGGAUAAAUAUUUCUACGAAUCAUUAGAUAAUUAUAUAUUCAAUAACGAGCGGUCCUAAUUAAAAAUAAUAAUUGAAUGUAUAAUAAUUGAAGUAAUUUUAUUAUCGAAAUACCAUAUAAAUCGCCGGCUGCACUAUUAUUACAUAUAAUCCACGAUAUACCUAUAAAAGGUACAUGAUAAAAUUUUACGCUUUUAAUAGCAGAGCUUUUCUAUCGAUAAUAAUAAUAAUAAUAGUGAUAAUGAAAAAUCAAAAAAUUUAGAUAAUAGAGAAGAAAAGAAAAAGAAGAAAACUUUACAAUAAAAAAAUAAUUCCAACAAAAUUGAUAACCAUAGUAAUAUGAUAAUUUAUGCGCAAUCUAAAUAACAAUACACGUACAUACAUACUGAUAUAAGUAUAUACUAGGUAUAUACGUAAUAUAUAUAAUAAAUGUGCGGAUAGUUUUCUUUAUUAUACAACUGUUCCCGUUUUUUUUUUUUUUCAUUCUAUUCCGUAAAUCAUCGACGCGUGUUUGAAAAAAUUAAUAAUAAAAAACCAAGAAGCAAAUAGAUCCUAAAAAGGAGAUAGAAGAAUUUUGGAAAGUAAAACACACAAAAAAAAAUUACCAAAUUUCGAGAAACGAACGAAGAAUCAAACGAAUAAAAAUUGUACACGCUCUAUAUGAGUACGUACAUAAAAACAACGUAUAUAUGCAUACAUAUACAUGCUGUAUAUAUGUGUAACCGUUUAUUUUUUAUGCUCAACUCGUGCUGUGCUUUUCUACCGCUAUACAUAUACACAUGUAAAAUAUUGAAUAUAAAAGAAUAUGAUGGUAUGUAAAGAAACGAAUACGAUAAUCGAUUGAUUCGUUAUAAUUAAUCAAAGAAAUAAAUAAGUGCAAUACACAAGUGGUGGGAAAUAUUAAAUAUAUUUCGUCACACUCGUUUGAUAUACGCGCGUGCAGUGACGUGGACUUCGAUAAUAUUUAUAACAAUAUUUUGGUUAUAUAUAUGAAAAAUAUAUAUAUACACAUAUACCGCACCAUCAUCACCUCACUGCAUAACUUAUAAAGCAAAAGAAAAAAAAUUAUAUAUAUAUAUAUAUAUAUAUAUAUGAAAUAAAUUAUGAAAAUAUAAAUGAAUAAAUGAAAUAUCGAAAGUCGAUAAAAUAUUGAAAGCACAAAAAAUUCAAUCUACUGGCAUCAUCGGUGUGUAUGGGUAAUUUAUACCGCGAUAAUAGGACGACGGAAGAUAAAUAAUAAAAAAAAUACUCGUAUACAAAUAAAACAAAUUAAUCAAUCAUUGGCUGAGAUGCCGGUGCGUCGAGGACACGUCGCUCCUAGGACCACAAUCAUCGAAACAAUCAUCAGGAAAUUCGACACUCAUGAUCGGAGUUUUCUCGUGGCGAACGCUCACCAAGGACUAUGUCACAUAAUAUAUUGUUCGGACGGUUUUUGUCGUCUGACAGGAUUCUCGAGGGCGGAGGUUAUGCAGAGACCAGCGGUAUGCGAUUUCCUUCAUGGUCCGAUGACAUCGCCCCACGCGGUGGCCGCACUGCGCGACGCACUCGCCGCAGGCGUCGAAAAACACUUCGAAAUACUUUACUACAGAAAAGAUGGAACCAAGUUCCUCUGCAGCGAGGUAAUCGCCUUGAUAAGAAGCGAGGUCGACGAUAUUUGUCUGCAAAUAAUAAACUUCGAGGAUCUCUCGGAUCAGACGUCACAACCGCCUGCAAUUCCGCUGCCAAGUCACGCCAACAACCGUCUCGUUACACGCUUCGACAGGGCGAGAGCAUCGUUUCGCGCGGGAUUAUCGAGGACCGGAGUAGUCGGACCCCAAAGAGUCCUCGGACGACAGAGGCAAUCCGCUACUCUACAACCGAGGAGACUCGCCGACGCACACGCACUCGACGAAGAAGCAUCGGAAAACUGCCCUCUGACGCGCGGCUCCCCAACGAUGAUGGAUUCUUGGGGACCGGGUAGAACCGGGACACCGCCACCCCCGACGAUACAACAAAAUACAACAACGGGGACAACGUCAACGACGUCAACAACAACGGCGACGGCGGCGGUAUCGUCGACAUUGCAGACGUCGAACAACGCGAAUUUACCAACAGCCGCAACAGCGACCUGCACAACAGGGUCGGCCGCAGUCCCAGCACACGUUAUUUACAAGACGACCGGAAGCGGAUACGUUACGGGAACGGGACCGGGAACGGGUACCGGAACUGCGCCGAUCGCCAGUCCCGAGGGAGUGAGCGACGUGUCGCAAAAAUCUGGAAUGUGGGACGAUACCGGAAACUCGUCUUCCGGUCCGGCGGAAGGGCCUUCGAGGAGCGUUUCGCACGCCGCAAGUUUAGACGCCAUUUCACGUCGAAUGGUCAAACCGGAGGCGGGAAGAAUACCUUGUCGGAGUUUAACUUGUAGCGUUUUAGCGGGUCGAUGGAGUGAGCACGUGGGGCUCGAGCGACGACCAGCAACUCUCGAUAACUUAAUUGAAGCAGCAAAACAUUCAAAGAUAUUCCCCGGCGUCGCUUCCGAAAGCGAUUUACAAAAAUGGCGAACAUCGAGGGACCGAAAAUCACCAUCCCUCAGUCAAAUGGGACCUGAAUCGAUCAAGCACAAGUUUUCACUGCAAGACAACGGAUCCGCUAAGUUUUUCCAGGGGGCUAUGCACACGCCGAAUAUGGGGGAGAAGGUCGCACAGGGUGGAAUUGAGGGGUGGACGAGUCGAGGUGGUAAAAACGGUUGGCGAAAUAUACCGGAUUAUCAGCAGCACCAAAUCGUUCAGGGUGUUCAAGGAUCGGAGAGCGGAGGAGGAGGAAGUGGUGUUUCUUCUGCCGGAGGUGGAGGCGGAGGCGGAGGAUCGGGAUCGGGAUCGGGAUCGGGUGGAUCGGUCGGUGUCGAAGUGCAAUUCGAGGGAGGACAACGAUCAACGCCUACUCAAGUGGAGCAAUAUCAUCAUUGGGGCGAGUUCAGGGAGUUCAGGGAAUUCAUCGGCGAUUCGAGAGACCCGAGGGACGUGGCGCCCCGCAACGUCGGGGGGGCCGCGGACCCCAGGGCCCGUGACUCGCCCUGCAGCCCUCAGGACAUCAGACUCCUCCAUGAACUCGUCGAAGACCUCACCAAGGAACAGGACGAAAAAUCCAAACCGAGGUCGGAACAGGUAUUAUCAUUGGGUGCGGACGUUCUUCCAGAGUACAAGUUGCAGUCGCCCAGAAUCCAUAAAUACACGAUACUCCAUUACUCCCCGUUCAAAGCAGUCUGGGAUUGGUUAAUUCUACUUCUAGUAAUGUACACGGCUAUAUUCACACCGUACGUUGCAGCCUUUCUUUUAUCGGAGCCGGAUUACAACAGCAGAAAAAACAAGAGAUACGGCGAGGAUUUAUUCGUCGUUAUCGAUCCGAUAGUGGACGUCACCUUCAUCGUUGACAUCCUGAUUAACUUUCGUACAACAUUCGUUAACAGUAACGAUGAGGUGGUUUCUCAUCCCGGUAAAAUCGCUGUCCAUUAUUUGAAGGGGUGGUUUCUGAUCGACCUGGUAGCCGCCAUACCAUUUGACCUAUUAUUCUUCGGAACCGAUACUGACGAGCUCGGCUUGGACAAGGAUGAGACGACUACUCUGAUUGGUUUGUUAAAAGCUGCCAGAUUGCUUCGAUUAGUAAGGGUCGCAAGGAAGAUCGAUCGCUACAGCGAAUAUGGUGCCGCUGUACUUUUUCUACUUAUGGGAUCAUUCGUACUAAUUGCUCAUUGGCUCGCUUGUAUUUGGUACGCGAUCGGAAAUGGGGAAAGAUCUUCAUUGGAAAGCAAGGUCGGAUGGCUGGAUAUUUUGGCCAAUGACACCCAUCAAUUUUAUACCGUUAACGACACCGGGGGACCGACCAUCAAGAGUCGCUACGUUACGGCGUUGUAUUUUACAUUCAGCAGUCUAACGUCCGUCGGUUUUGGAAAUGUCGCGCCCAAUACAGACGCGGAAAAGAUAUUCACGAUAAUCGUGAUGUUCAUAGGAUCCCUGAUGUACGCGAGUAUUUUUGGAAACGUUUCGGCGAUCAUACAGAGAUUGUACAGCGGUACUGCGCGUUAUCAUACCCAAAUGCUCAGGGUAAGGGAAUUCAUAAAGUUUCACCAGAUACCGAACCCUCUGAGACAACGUUUGGAGGAAUAUUUUCAACACGCUUGGACGUACACGAACGGUAUCGACAUGAACAGUGUAUUGAAAGGUUUUCCCGAGUGUCUUCAAGCCGAUAUUUGCCUACAUCUGAACAGAAAUCUACUCAGCAAUUGUACAGCCUUCGAGGCGGCGAGCCCCGGAUGUCUGAGGGCGCUUUCUCUAAAGUUCAAGACCACCCACGCACCGCCCGGCGACACCCUGGUGCACAGGGGUGACGUACUCACUUCUUUAUAUUUCAUAUCACGAGGUAGCAUAGAGAUAUUGAAGGACGAUAUAGUGAUGGCUAUCCUAGGUAAAGACGACAUAUUCGGAGAGAAUCCGUGCAUUUAUUCUACCGUUGGCAAAUCGUCGUGCAACGUUCGCGCCCUGACUUAUUGCGAUCUCCACAAAAUUCACCGGGACGACCUGCUGGAGGUGCUCGCUCUCUACCCGGAAUUUUCCAACCACUUCAGCACCAACCUCGAGAUCACCUUCAACAUGCGAGACGAGGAACAAGCCGGCGUCGAUCCUAUGUCCGCGCGAUUUCCGGUCAGCACGCCUACGGACGUUGACGUAGAUGCGAGACGGUUCGCUUUCCGACCUCCGCGUUAUCGACGCGGUUUGGGAGGCGGGGGAGGACCGCCCGGAUCGAAUUUGGUGCCUACCGGGCGUCAGGAUUCUCUCCAAGACGACCAGGAGGACUACGACAGGGGCAGCGGUCACGGUAUCUUGGAAUUCAGCACAGACAAGGCCGGUCAGGACGUUACGCCUCUUAACUUGGAAUUUGAGGAACCAAAGCAACGAAGCUCAACUCUAAAUUCAAUUACUGGCAUGCUAACCCAUCUCAAGCGCAGCAUUCCGGACCUCCGUCAGCACAAGAUUCACCUUCAGCCUUUGACCAGCCACGACUACCUCGCCAAACAAGUUACGACCCCCCUGACUAGACCGGCGCGGCGAAGUUCGGCUGCAGGCGAAAGCUGCCUGAGUCACGCCGCUGCACAUCCGGCAUCGACAACUUCGAGCCAUUACACAACACCCUCGCCUCCGCAACAUCCGCAUUCUCACGGUGAAUUCCAGAGCGGCCCGGGCCGACCACUGGAUGAAAUAAACGCAAGGAUAGAUCAACUGACUCGCCAAGUCACAUCGCUCGAGCACUCGAUGGCUGGAGACGUUCGAUUGAUCCUCACGUUACUUCAACAGACGCUUAAUUCCUCUAGGGAAAGUUCUAGCAUCGAAAUGAUACCGGGUACCACGUCAGCCGCGCCCGGUAAACCCUCGGUAAGGGCGCCGGCCCUCGUUCAAAGGUCAGCUAGCGAACCUCAACCGCCGACCAUGCCGCCUUCGACUAGCUACGGAAACGGACAUGGGAAAAUUCAACCCAGCACGUCGCACAGUUUGUUUAGCUUCCUAUCGAAAUCUCUGGAUCAGUUGCACCUGAUCUCGGCGUCUUUUGUUUUGGAAAAGUUGGAUAAGUUUAGGAGGCCACCGACGCGAGAACCAACAUUUACUUCUUCGGGCACCUCACGCUUAACGGUGACCUCUGACAGUUCCGCGUUAGCAUCCGCCUUGCAAACGGCUCUCAACGGGCGACCUGGACCCACCAGAUCUCAGAGUCAACCCGUUGAUCUUGCCGUUCCAAACACAGCCGUCCAACAAACGCAUCAUCAACCCUCCGCCUGGCACAGCCAACCAGCAGCGUUUAGGAGGGGUGAAUUCCGCGCGGGCUCUUUCAACAAGAGGUCUGCGGAGGCUGAAUCGGAGGAUCCCUGGAGUUGUGCGAUUUCCGUUAGCGAUAGAUCCGCUCAUCAGGUUGGAGUGCCGCGUCCUCGGAGUAGUGAGAGUCGUAAGGAUCAUCAAAGUUCCGUCUUGCAUCCCAGUGAUCAGAGCGGUGCCUCGGCCUUGCAGGCUUCGCAGCAACAAAGAUCGGUGGCUGAGGUUGUCCACGCAACAAUUCCAAGGCCUGAAUCGUCUCGACAAACUAGCGAUGACAUGUCUUGGGAAUUCGCAAUUAACGAAGCGCCUAUAGCGAGGCUCGAAUCCCUCGACGAGCUUGAUCAGGAUCACGGAAGUUAAGGGUUUAUGCACCGGAUCGUCGAGUUUAAUAAAUUUAAAAAUAGCUGAAAACGUGCUCGCGAAUAAAUACUCGUAUCAAUUAAUUACGCCCGAGUUUUAGAUAUGCGGAAAUAGUGUUGAUAAAACAAUUAUUAAUAUAGACUAUGGCUUGAACGCCGUGAAGCCGCGCGCAUCGUUUUGUGCAUCAAAUUUUGACUAUACUUUGAUUUGUUGAUAAUAUUAUUUCAUUCAUUUUUUAAUUAUCAAGUAUAUUAAUGUCUGCAAGGUCUAGCUGCUUAUAUCGAUGAUAUAUAGGCUGCGGAGGCAAUUAUAGAUUUACUUAUUAUUUUUAAUUAACUUUUCUUUCUGUCCUUUUAACUUUUGAUUCGUUAUUUCGUCGCUGAAGAUAAGUAAUUAUAAAAUUUAAUAACGACUCUUAUAUACGGGAUUAUAAAAAGUUUGAACCAAUUAUAUAUAAUAUAUACGUAAUAAUAUACAUAGUAUAUUUAUAUAUAAGAGCGAUCAAACUGCCCUGCAGUAAAAACGUUCUGUGAAAAUACGGGGUUCGCCAUUUUAAAAUGGCCAUUUUUCUAUAAUACUAUACAUACAUACAUAUAAUAAUAAAAAUAAUAACGAUAAUAAUAAUAAUAAUAUUAAUAUUAAUAUGCCACUUUAACGCAAUAAAAAUCAUAUCGCAAUUAUCCGCCGUAUCUUUCAAUUAUCAGAUUUUAAUUAUUAAUUUUACGUCGUUGCUGUAUUUGAAUUUAUUCAAUUCAAUCAUUUCUACCCAACUUGCUUUCUUUUUUUCCUAUUCUCGUUGUUUUACGUUAUAGUAAUGUUCUGAAAAAAUAGGCGUCAUUGAAAUUUCUAAAUCUUCUAAUGAAAUUCACGUCUGCAAUUGAGCUGCUGGCUAGCGUAUUUAUAAGCUAUUACUAGCCGUGUAUUUAUGAAAAUCAAUCCAAUGCUAUCGCUAAGACAAACAAUAAAAAAUUUAAAAAAAAAACGAAAAAAAGCAAAUUCUAGCUACGCGAUUUUGCGAUAUGUUUAUUACAUUAAUUAUAACCAUACGACCAAAUCUCACCAAAGUACAUAACGUAACGUAACGUAAUAUUAUAGGCAUACCUAAACAUACAAGAUGAUAUAAAAGAACAGUGAACAAAUAACACAAACCCAAAUUAAAAAAUGAAAAAACAAAAAGAGAAACGGAACAAAUUGGAAGGAAAAAAAUUAAAAAAAAAAAAAUAUUCUACUGUCGGGUACGUAGGUAUAAUAAUUGCUAUUAUUACACAAUUUUUCAGUUUGGAUAGCUAAAAUCUAAUUACACGCAGCUGCAGUUAUUCAAAAUUUUUCGAAGCCGGAAAAAAAAAUGAUUAUUGACGAUAAUGAUAAUGAUAAUGAUACUAAUAAUAAGAACAACAACAAUAGUGGAAAUGGAAAUUGAUAUAACAAUAUAAAAAUCUAAACCGCAUAUGAGUGAAUACAAAAGUGAAAAUCAGAUAAAAAUUAUAUAACAAAAUGAGUAAAGAAAUAAAUAUUUGAGAAUAAAUAUUGAAAACACAUAUACCUCUCUCUACAUGCAGUAUAUGACAAUUAUGAUUAUGUUCGUUAUCAUUAUCAAUAUUAUUCGAAAUACAACAAAGUAUGCCUAGGUAUACCUAUUAGAUAAUAAUUAUUACUAGAGAUGAAUUCUUCAGGAACAUUUGAAAAAAAAAAAGACGAAAAGAAAAAAGAAAAAACAGCAACAAAAAUGAUAAAUAAAACGGAUUAGAAAAAAUUGUUACGCAAUGAGUUACGUCAUUUUAUAUAAAAAAAAAUUUGCUAAAUACACCUCCAUUGCGAAUAAUUAGGUAUUUGCAAGGCAAAAAAAGAAAAAAAAAUACAAAACCGAAAGGAAAAAUUCACGAACUUACAUAUUAUAUUAUAUUAUAAAUAAAUAUAUAUCUAUAUAUAUAAUAUAAUAUAUAAAUAUCAUGCAAUAAUAAUUUAUAUCCUAAUAUACCUAAUAGAAUAACAUAUACAUAUAUAUAUAAAUAUAUAUAUAUAUAUAUAUAUAUAUAUAUACCUACACAAUUUUGCAAGUUAUAUGAAACGUAUUACUAUUACCUAAUAAUAUAACGCGCGAUCGGAACACUUGAAAGAUUGAAAAAUCUUAUUAUUAUAUCCUGUGUAUAAUAUUCCUUUGCUAUGGUUUUUCACACCUGUAUUAAUUAUAAUCAAUUAAUUAUUGAAUUCGAUUUCUACCUCCAAUGAUAAUUAUCAGCUGUAAACUAGAUAACACGUAAUAUACGCGAGUAAUUUAUCUCCUACCUAAUAGGUGAUUAAUAGAGUAAUAUACAUGCGGCAUGUCAAGAAGAGAGUAUAAUUAAUAUACUAUUAUGUACAAAAAAAACCCGAAGAAAAUGACAAAUUUUGACAAAAUUACAUCUAACGACACGUCACACACUUGAAUGAUUAUUGUUUUUAUUAUUACCUAUUAUUAAUAUUGUUAUUAUUAUUAUUGUGAUUGUAAUUAUUAUCAAUAUUAUUACUGUUAAUAUUAUUAUAUACGUUCAUUAAUUUUUGCUCAGUAUUUUAGCGUACCUAUAGUGUUAAAUAUUGAUUAAUUAUAAUUAUAGUAUAACGACUUAUUAUAAAUAAAUAUCAUUAUUAUACGAGCGGCGAAUCACAUGAUGAUUUAAUAAUUUAUAUAAAUAUAUUAUUAUUAUUACUAUUAAAUAGAUAUAGUUUAUUCAUAUGGGGUCGGAUAAUGUGGGGAGGGUCAAUUGACUAUAAUAAAUUGUUGCUUCUUUUUACGUAAAGAAAAAUUACGUAAAAAAAAAAUAUUUGCACGUAUGUCAUAUUAA